CGCUCCAUCACCUCCAUCACUAUAUAUGUCGAUGCAUCACCUUUGUAGUUUAUCUCGGAGCACGUGACGAACUCUCUCCUCCAACAUGGACUUGACUGCUAUGAACAAGAGAAGGAUUCGUGAAUUAGCAAAAACAAUCACUGAAAAGGAUAAACACUUCAAGAAGAAGGAGACGGAGAGCCUGAUCCUGGAGUUUUAUGAGCUUCUAGGGCAGAAGGUUAAGCCGGGCACAGAGGAACACGGAGUGGACCGAUUGAAGUUCAAAGUCUACCUCCACGACAUGUUUAGGUUGUCCAAGGAGAAGAUGACAGAUGGAAUUUUCAGGGUUUUUGACAAAGACAGAGACGGCUUCCUCAGUUUGGAAGAGUGGCUGAAGGGAAUGACAGUGUUUCUUCGUGGGACCUUGGAAGAAAAAAUAAAGUAUGCAUUUUCUGUGUACGAUCUGAACGAGGAUGGGGAAAUGAGCAGAGAGGAAAUGUUCUACUUCCUGAAGGACACCCUCCCUGGACUGCCCCCAGAGGAGAACCUUGAGGAAGCAGUAAAAUUUCUCGUGGAGAUCCCGAUGAAGAGGAUGGACACUAAUAAAGAUGGACUCGUGUCUUUGGAGGAGUUUGAAGCAGCCGUAAAAAAGGAGAAUUUGCUGCUUGAGGCCUUUGGACCCUGCCUUCCAGACACCAUGACAACCAGGAAGUUCCAACAGCGGGUUUUUCAGAAGCGCCUGGAAUAACCUUCGUUCCUACACGAAUUUAACCUUCUGAUCUUAUGAUCAGAAGACAUUCAUUUAGUCAUUUAUUUAGUCUGGCUUGCCAGGCUAAGCUGUACCACCUUGAGUCACGUAAAACUGCGACUCAACUAAUACACGUGACAGCCCCAUCUAGUGGACAACUUUUGUUUCUGCGCAUAGCCGCAUACCUGUAGUUAUCGUCCAUUUAUCGUUAUCAAGGUGAAAUCCUCAAUAUAUCGUGAUAUUAAUUUUAGGCCACAUCGCCCAGCCCUAGUAGCAACCUAAUUUUCAUUUCUAGUUUUUAAAAUGUUCAUCUUUAGUUUUUUGUUUUAAUAAAUUUGUUAAUGUUGUUUUACCUUAA
Nothobranchius furzeri (turquoise killifish) is the source of this 1085-nucleotide messenger RNA. It is a transcript of the gene clxn, whose product is annotated as calaxin. Gene Ontology annotation, molecular function: calcium ion binding. The record is from RefSeq and is a predicted model, not a curated record. Lineage: Eukaryota; Metazoa; Chordata; Actinopteri; Cyprinodontiformes; Nothobranchiidae.